AUGGGAGAUUUGGUCAAGGAAAUCCUCGUCAAGCCGAUCCAAUACGCCGACGAGGUCGUAAAAUUAGCCGACGGCGCCAUCUCCUUCCGGCAGGAUUGCCUCGAGGUCAAGGCUAAAACAGAGAAGCUCGUCGGCCUCCUCCGGCAGGCCGCCCGCGCCAGCGGCGACCUCUACGAGCGGCCGACGCGGCGGAUCAUUGACGACACCGAACAAGUCCUCGACAAAGCCCUCACCCUCGUCCUCAAAUGCCGCGCCAGCGGCAUCCGCCGCAUCUUCACCAUCAUCCCCGCCGCCGCCUUCCGCAAAAUCUCCCAACAGCUCGAAAACUCCAUCGGCGACGUCUCCUGGCUCCUCCGCGUCUCCACCCCCGCCGACGCCCGCGACGACGACUACCUUGGCCUCCCCCCGAUCGCCGCGAACGAACCCAUCCUCUGCCUCAUUUGGGAGCAAAUUGCCGUCCUCUGCUCCGGCGCCGUCGAGGAGCGCACCGAUGCUGCCGCCUCCCUCGUCUCCCUCGCCCGAGACAACGAUCGCUACGGCAAAUUGAUCAUCGAGGAAGGCGGGUUGGGGCCGUUGCUGAAAUUAGCGAAAGAAGGUAAAGCUGAAGGUCAGGAAAACGUCGCAAGAGCCAUCGGCCUCCUCGGAAAAGACCCCGAAAGCGUCGAACAAAUUGUCAACGCCGGCGUCUGCCAAGUUUUCGCGAAAAUUCUCAAAGAAGGCCACAUGAAGGUCCAGGUCGUCGUAGCUUGGGCGGUGUCGGAGAUGGCGGCCAACCACCGGAAAUGUCAGGAUCACUUCCUCCAGAACAACACCAUCCAGCUCCUCGUCAGCCAUCUCGCCUUCGAAACCAUCCCGGAGCACCACAAGUACGCCAUUGCCAAAAGAAAGCACACCUCCAUCCACCACGUCCUCGCCGCAAACUCCGAAUCCGCCGCCGCCGACGUCACUCCCGCCGCCGCCGACGACAGCCUGAAAACACAAAUCUCUCAUCCAAUGGGCGGCUUCGCCGCCCCAACCCAAAUGCACAACAUCGCCACAAACGCCAUGGCAAUGAAAGACACCAUAACUCAAAUAGGCGGCGCCACCACCACAACCACCUCCACCACCACCUCCGCCCCAUCGCCGCCGUCCUCCGGCCAUCGGAAAUCCAGCGGCAAGCAAAAUUCAAAGAAAAAACACCGCCAGCACCACCAGCAGCACCACCACCGGCACCACGCCCUCAGCGGCGACAGCAUCAAAGGCCGGGAGCUCGAAGACCCCGCGACAAAAGCAGAGAUGAAAAUCAUGGCAGCCCGAGCCCUCCGCUACCUCUGCGCCGGAAACGUCGCCGUCUGCCGGAGCAUAACCGAAUCCCGCGCCCUCCUCUGCUUCUCCGUUCUCCUCGAGAAAGGCGCCGAAGACGUAAGGUACCAUUCCGCCAUGGCAUUAAUGGAGAUCACUGCCGUCGCCGAAAAGGAAGAAAUUCUACGGCGCUCGGCUUUCAAGCCCACCGCGCUCGCUGCCAAAGCCGUCGUCGAUCAGUUCCUAAUCGUCAUCCAAAAAGAAGAUCCCGACCUCCUAAUCCCGAGCAUCCAAUCCAUCGGAAACUUGGCAAGAACUUUUCGCGCAAGCGACACGAGGUUCAUAGGCCCAUUGGUUGGCCUCCUCGACGAUCGAGAGCCAGAAAUCACAUGCGAGGCAGCAGUCGCCCUGGGCAAAUUCUCCGGCCCCGGAAACUUCCUCAACAUCGUGCACAGCAAAUCGAUAAUCAACGAUGGCGGAAUCAAGUUCCUCGUCCCGUUGGUUUAUUUCGGCGAGCAAAUGGUGCAAAUCCCGUCGUUCAUACUCUUGUGUUACCUGGCGAUGAAUGUCCCGGAUAGCGAGGUUUUGGCGAAGGAGGAUGUUUUGAUCGUGAUCGAGUGGGCGACGAAGCAGUCGAACUUGAUGCAGGAUAAGGACCUCGAAGCUUUGGCUUACGAGGGGAAGAAGAGAUUGGAGCUGUACCAGUCGCGGGCUUCGAAAGGGUACUAUUGA
This is a messenger RNA of Andrographis paniculata, 2013 nucleotides long. RefSeq lists its product as uncharacterized. Gene Ontology annotation, molecular function: protein binding. Gene Ontology annotation, biological process: cell surface receptor signaling pathway. The coding region runs from base 1 to 2013 and encodes 670 amino acids. The record is from RefSeq and is a predicted model, not a curated record. The transcript has a single exon. NCBI's taxonomy places the organism in Eukaryota, Viridiplantae, Streptophyta, Magnoliopsida, Lamiales, Acanthaceae.